AUGCACGCCGACGAUGACAUGAUGCUUGAUAUCGCGCCAAUCGUUGGUGUUGAGAGUAUCUUUGUUCUGCUGCUCAAUGCUGCUGACGCGGCCGGAGAAACACUUGGCGUGCGCUUUGAAUACACACACUUGUUGAGCCGUGUCCAUAACUGUUCACUUUUUGUGAGGUAUCAGACAUGA
Messenger RNA from Fusarium venenatum, 180 nucleotides. Lineage: Eukaryota; Fungi; Ascomycota; Sordariomycetes; Hypocreales; Nectriaceae. The record is from RefSeq and is a predicted model, not a curated record.